CCGCUCCGCUGGGAUUCGGGAUUUCCUCCGCCUCUUCCUCCUCCUCCGCCGCCGCCGCCGCCGCAGCCGCCGCCGCAGCAGCAGCAGCAGCAGCCCCGGGAUUUUGGUGCGGGGGGGGGGACGCGCACAAAGGUGCGGCGGCGAUGCUCGAUCGCAGACCCCCGGCACGGCCGCCCGUCCCGUGAGCGGCCCCCCAUGCGCAUCCCCCCUCCGGCGCCCGCCAGCUGGAUGCCGUCCCCGCCGGAGGCUCAGGAUGCCCCAAGUGCCUCGGUGACCGCCGGGACGGGGGACAGCACCCGCCUGCAGCCGCCUCACCCCGACCUCCCGCACCGCCCCGUCGGCGGGCGAGCCAUUUUCUCCUGAGACGAGCCCAACCAGGUGAUCAAAAUAGAGUCCCUCAAGGUGACGGUCGACUUCUUGAAGGUGCCCCUGGGCCUGAAGAAGCCCUCUCUGAAGGAGGCCCUGGCCGCCGUCCCGGGGCCAGGGAGAACCAAACCCCUCGGUGUGGAGCGGAACAAGCCCCGGCGCUCCGACACCAUGGACAAUGAGUCGCAAUACUCGGGAUAUUCCUACAAGUCCGGGCAUUCCCGCAGCUCCCGCAAGCACAGGGACCGGCGGGACCGGCAUCGCUCAAAAAGCCGGGACGGGAGCCGCGGGGACAAGUCGGUGACCAUCCAAGCGCCAGGCGAGCCCUUGUUGGACAACGAAUCGACCCGGGGGGAUGAGAGGGAUGACAACUGGGGCGAGACCACCACGGUGGUGACGGGGACGUCGGAGCACAGCAUCUCGCACGAUGACAUCACCCGCAUCACCAAGGACAUGGAGGACAGCGCCCACCUGGACUGCUCCCGGCACCUGGGCGUCUCGCUGGCCGGGGCGCUGGCGCUGCUCGCCUUCCUCACCCCCCUUGCCUUCAUGCUCCUGCCCCAGCUGCUGUGGCGGGAGGAGCUGGAGCCUUGCGGGACGCCCUGCGAGGGGCUCUUCAUCUCUGUGGCCUUCAAACUCCUCAUCCUCCUGCUGGGCAGCUGGGCUCUUUUCUUCCGUCGCCCCAAAGCCUUCUUCCCCCGCGUUUUCGUCUUCCGAGCGUUGCUCAUGGUGCUCGUCUUCCUCCUCGUCGUCUCCUACUGGCUUUUUUACGGCGUGCGGAUCCUGGACUCGCGGGAUCGCAACUAUCAGGGGGUGGUGCAGUACGCCGUCUCGCUGGUGGACGCGCUGCUCUUCGUGCAUUACCUGGCCGUGGUGCUGCUGGAGCUGCGUCAGCUCCAGCCCCAGUUCACCCUCAAGGCCGUCCGCUCCGCCGACGGAGCCAGCCGCUUCUACAACGUCGGUCACCUCAGCAUCCAGCGAGCAGCCGUCUGGAUCCUGGAGAACUAUUACCACGAUUUCCCGGUCUACAACCCUGCCCUCCUCAACCUGCCAAAAUCCCUCCUGUCCAAGAAAAUGUCCGGGUUUAAAGUCUAUUCCCUCGGCGAGGAAAACACAACGAACAACUCCACGGGUCAGUCCCGGGCUGUCAUCGCGGCGGCUGCCCGGAGGCGAGACAACAGCCACAACGAGUAUUACUACGAGGAGGCAGAGCACGAGCGCAGGGUGCGGAAACGCCGCGCCAGGCUGGUGGUGGCGGUGGAAGAAGCCUUCACCCACAUCAAGCGGCUGCAGGAGGAAGACCAGAAGAACCCACGGGAGAUCAUGGAUCCGCGGGAGGCGGCUCAGGCCAUCUUUGCCUCCAUGGCCCGGGCCAUGCAGAAGUACCUGCGUACCACCAAGCAGCAACCCUACCACACCAUGGAGAGCAUCCUGCAGCACCUCGAGUUCUGCAUCACCCAUGACAUGACGCCCAAGGCGUUCCUUGAGCGGUACCUGACGGCCGGACCCACCAUCCAGUACCACAAGGACCGCUGGCUGGCCAAGCAGUGGACGCUAGUCAGCGAGGAGCCGGUGACGAACGGCCUGAAAGAUGGGGUGGUCUUCGUGCUGAAGCGCCAGGACUUCAGCCUCGUGGUGAGCACCAAGAAGAUCCCUUUCUUCAAGCUCUCGGAGGAGUUUGUGGACCCCAAGUCGCACAAGUUCGUCAUGAGGCUGCAGUCGGAGACCUCUGUGUGAGCUGAAGAGGGAUGGAGAGGGGCUGGGGUGGGGGGGACACACCCUCUCCAGACCCCUCCGUCUCAUCCUCCCCGUCUCCGCCGGGGCUCAGGGAGGCCACGGCUCGAGGGCAGAACUGCGGCGGGUACCGGGAAGCAGCACCCAUGCCCAGCUCCAUCACCUACCUGUGACCACUCGCCCUCCGCCUUGGCUUGGCCCUCGUUGGGGUGGGCUGAGCCCCUUCCUCCUCCUCCUCAUCCUCCUCCUCCUCCUCGAAACCCAGGUCCUUGUAGCAUCCUCCCAGAAGGAGCAGCCGGCAGAGGACAGUGGCACGGCCAGGAAGGAGACGGCGUUUUGGUGCCAUAACUCAAGGGCUAACUCUACAUGUUCUUCACCAGCGUCUUCAAGCACCAUCAGGUCCCAAGGACCUUCUGCGCUCACCCGUUUUCUACCUGGCAACUGUCCUGGCUCUGACCUUAAACCACCGCCUGGCAUCUGGGGCUGGUUUUUAAUUCUAGAGAUUUUUUUAUUAUUCUUUUUUUUGGGAGUAUCUUGCAAACACCUCCGCGAUCCGUGGCUGCUAUGAAAACCUCCCCCGGCAUCCGAGACACCAGAGCAGUGAUGCUCCUGGCUGUAGGAACGUCCUCCUCGCCUCUCUGCUGAUGGUUUCUGUGCUCAGCUCUUAACAAAAGCAAGUGAAAAUCUGGUUUUUAAGAGAA
Messenger RNA from Grus americana (Whooping crane), 2801 nucleotides. RefSeq names its product VANGL planar cell polarity protein 2 (gene VANGL2). Bases 538 to 2103 code for a protein of 521 amino acids. Gene Ontology annotation, biological process: establishment of planar polarity; Wnt signaling pathway, planar cell polarity pathway; multicellular organism development. The transcript is spliced from 9 exons. Lineage: Eukaryota; Metazoa; Chordata; Aves; Gruiformes; Gruidae. Gene Ontology annotation, cellular component: plasma membrane. The record is from RefSeq and is a predicted model, not a curated record.